Molecule: messenger RNA, 926 nt
Organism: Acyrthosiphon pisum (pea aphid)
Lineage: Eukaryota; Metazoa; Arthropoda; Insecta; Hemiptera; Aphididae
Product: copper homeostasis protein cutC homolog
Exons: 1
Coding region: 3-662 (219 amino acids)
Molecular function (GO): copper ion binding
Source: RefSeq, a predicted model, not a curated record
UAAUGUUUUGUAAAUGGUUUUUAUUUUCAGAUCAAAUGGAGAUCUGUGUUGAUAGUGUGGAAUCUGCUAUUAAUGCGGUUAAUGGAGGAGCUCAUAGAUUAGAACUAUGCAGUGCACUAAGUGAAGGAGGAUUAACACCGUCAUUGGGACUAUUAAAAACGUUAAAAACCAUGGUUUCAAUUCCUAUUUUUGUUAUGCUUAGACCAAGGUGUGGUUAUGAUUUCCAAUAUUCAGAUUUAGAAAUUAGAGUUAUUCUUGAAGAUUGUACUUUAUUCAAAAAUGCUGGAGCUGACGGAUUCGUAUUUGGUGCUCUUACUUCAACUGGUUAUAUUGAUAUUGAUGCAUGUGUUUCAGUAAUUUUAACAGCUCAACCAUUACCUGUUACAUUCCAUCGUGCAUUUGACGUAGCUACACAAGAUCCAAUCGAAAUGGCACAAAAAAUAGCCGAUUUAGGUUUUAAACGCUUACUAACCAGUGGUAGAAGUCCUGUAGCAGUUGAUGGACAAUGCGUAAUUAAAGCUUUGAUUGAAACCAUGAAAGAUCGUCUAAUUAUAAUGCCUGGAGCUGGUAUUCAAGUUGAAAAUCUUAAAGAUAUCCUCGGUACUACAUUAGCACACGAAUUUCAUGGCAUCAGCAAAAGAAGUGAAACAAUAUCCAAAUAAAAAUAAUAUAAAAUUGCAUUCAAUUUAUAAAGAAGCCCCCAUUUAUGUAACAGACUGUGAUACUGUACAAAAAUUACUUAAUAUUUAUAAAAAUCAUUUGAAACUAGAAUAAGAUAUAAAAAAUAAGAUGUACCUAAUUAAAAAACUACGUCACAAAUAACUUUUAACUUUAUAGUAACUGAAUACAAAUAUUUACUUUUAAUGUUAUUACUGUUGUAUUGUUGAAAAAUAAUAAUGAAAUACAAGUUAUCAUGCUCAAUUUAA